Marasmius oreades (fairy-ring Marasmius) is the source of this 1125-nucleotide messenger RNA. RefSeq lists its product as uncharacterized. Gene Ontology annotation, molecular function: hydrolase activity, hydrolyzing O-glycosyl compounds. Lineage: Eukaryota; Fungi; Basidiomycota; Agaricomycetes; Agaricales; Marasmiaceae. Gene Ontology annotation, biological process: glucan catabolic process. The record is from RefSeq and is a predicted model, not a curated record. The transcript has 14 exons. Bases 1 to 1065 code for a protein of 354 amino acids.
AUGAAGUGUCUCUCCGUCUUGGUAACAUCGACCUUGGUUGCCUUCGCCGCUGCGGUGCCCACUGCUAGCUCCACCUCUGCAUCGAAAACGAGAACAGUGACUGCACCAGAGCCUCUGGCGAGCACCUGCUCCAAUGCCCACAAGUUCACGUACUUCGGAGUCAACGAAUCUGGCGCAGAAUUCGGCAACCAAAAUAUUCCGGGAACUUUGGGCAAGGAUUACAUUUGGCCAGCUCCAAGUUCGAUUGAUUACUUUGUCAGCCAGGGCAUGAACUUCUUCCGUGUCCCAUUCCAGUUGGAGCGGUUGACCCCUCCUGCAACCGGUAUCACUGGAGCUUUCAACUCUGCCUACUUCCAGAGCCUGUCGGACACCGUCAACUACAUUACCGGAAAGGGUGCCUUUGUUGCGAUUGAACCUCACAACUUCCUCAUUUACAACAAGGCGACUCUGAGCGACCCCAAUGCCUUCCAGACCUUCUGGAAGAACCUUGCUAGUCGAUUUGCCUCCAACAGCCAUGUCAUCUUCGAUCUUAUGAACGAGCCACAUGACGUUGCCGCCACCCAGGUCGCCGCAAUGAUGCAAGCUGGAAUCAAUGGCGUUCGUGCAGCUGGUGCCACCUCUCAACUCAUUCUCGUCGAAGGCACAUCAUGGACCGGUGCAUGGACCUGGAUAUCUUCUGGUAACGGUGAUGCUUUCAAGAGUCUCAAGGAUCCAAACAACAACUUUGCCAUCCAGAUGCACCAGUACCUCGACUCAGACGGUUCCGGAACCAGCCCAACUUGCGUUUCAUCCACAAUUGGCCGAGAGCGUCUCGCUGCCGCGACGACCUGGCUGCAACAAAACAACCUACGAGGGUUCCUUGGUGAGAUAGGUACUGGAAGCAACGCUGAUUGCAUUGCCGCUGUAUUCGACGGGCUUUGCUCCAUGGCACAAAGCGGUGCUUGGAUCGGUGUAUCCUGGUGGGCUGCUGGUCCAUGGUGGGCAGACUACUAUCAAUCGAUAGAGCCACCCAACGGCACAGCUAUCUCUCAGAUUCUACCCCAGGCGUUGAAGCCUUUCCUUUGAAUGCUAUCACGAUGUAGUUGACACCAGUUGAAGAAUUAUUUAUUAUUGGAGCGAUGCACC